CGACACAACUCCUGUUUCCUUCAGGCCAAAGCCUAAAAUUCACACAAACAUAAACCAAAUUUUUCAAUAACCUAAAGCCUUACUCGUAAGAAAAUUACAAUGGCGCCACAAGAAGAAGUGAUGGAGAAACAGAGCAGCAGCAACAACAACAGUGACGUCAUUUUCCGAUCAAAGCUACCGGAUAUUUACAUCCCAAACCACCUCUCUCUCCACGACUACAUCUUCCAAAACAUCUCAGAUUUCGCCUCCAAGCCUUGCCUAAUCAACGGACCAACCGGCCACGUGUACACUUACUCCGACGUCCACGUCAUCUCCCGCCAAAUCGCCGCCGGUUUUCACAAACUCGGCGUUAACCAAAACGACGUCGUCAUGCUCCUCCUCCCAAACUGCCCCGAAUUCGUCCUCUCUUUCCUCGCCGCCUCUUUCCGCGGCGCAAUCGCCACCGCCGCGAAUCCAUUCUUCACUCCGGCGGAGAUCGCUAAACAAGCCAAAGCCUCCAACACCAAACUCAUCAUCACCGAAUCUCGCUACGUCGACAAAAUCAAACCCCUCCAAAACGACGACGGAGUCGUCAUCAUCUGCAUCGACGACAACGAAUCCGUCCCUAUCCCUGACGGCUGCCUCCGCUUCACCGAGUUGACUCAGUCGACAACCGAGUCAUCAGACGUAAUCGACUCGGUUGAGAUUUCACCGGACGACGUGGUGGCGCUUCCUUACUCCUCCGGUACGACGGGACUACCCAAAGGAGUGAUGCUGACACACAAGGGACUAGUCACGAGCGUUGCUCAGCAAGUCGACGGCGAGAACCCGAAUCUUUAUUUCCACAGCGAUGACGUCAUACUCUGUGUUUUGCCCAUGUUUCAUAUCUACGCUUUGAACUCGAUCAUGUUGUGUGGUCUUAGAGUUGGUGCGGCGAUUCUGAUCAUGCCGAAAUUUGAGAUUAAUCUGCUUUUGGAGCUGAUUCAGAGGUGUAAAGUGACGGUGGCUCCGAUGGUUCCGCCGAUUGUGUUGGCCAUUGCGAAGUCGCCGGAGACGGAGAAGUAUGAUUUGAGCUCAAUAAGAGUGGUGAAAUCUGGUGCUGCUCCUCUUGGUAAAGAGCUUGAAGAUGCCGUUAGUGCCAAGUUUCCUAAUGCCAAACUCGGUCAGGGAUACGGAAUGACAGAAGCAGGUCCAGUGCUAGCAAUGUCGUUAGGUUUCGCAAAAGAACCUUUUCCAGUGAAAUCAGGAGCUUGUGGUACGGUUGUAAGAAACGCCGAGAUGAAAAUAGUUGAUCCAGACACCGGAGAUUCUCUUUCGAGGAAUCAACCAGGGGAGAUUUGUAUUCGUGGUCACCAGAUCAUGAAAGGUUACCUCAACAAUCCUGCAGCUACAGCAGAGACCAUUGAUAAAGACGGAUGGCUUCACACUGGAGAUAUUGGAUUGAUCGAUGACGAUGACGAGCUUUUCAUCGUUGAUCGAUUGAAAGAACUUAUCAAGUAUAAAGGUUUUCAGGUAGCUCCAGCUGAGCUAGAGGCUUUGCUCAUUGGUCAUCCCGACAUUACUGAUGUUGCGGUUGUCGCAAUGAAAGAAGAAGCUGCUGGUGAAGUUCCAGUUGCAUUUGUGGUGAAAUCGAAGGACUCAGAGUUAUCAGAAGAUGAUGUGAAACAAUUCGUGUCGAAACAGGUUGUGUUUUACAAGAGAAUCAACAAAGUGUUCUUCACUGAAUCCAUUCCUAAAGCUCCAUCAGGGAAGAUUUUGAGGAAAGAUCUGAGGGCAAAACUAGCAAAUGGGUUGUGAUCGAUGAUUUCAACCAAAAAGCAAAAGAUGAUUUCAUUGUGUAUAUACAUACAACUGUUUGACCCAACCAAGGAAGCAAACUCAUACGAACCAUUGUCUUUUGUUGUUGUUGUUGUUGGUCUUGCUUAAUUCAUGUAAUGAGCCUUUGUGAUGAAGGUGUGGUUUCUUUUUUGGUUUCAUGUAACUUGUGCUGGAGAAAACAGCAGACCUUUUUCAUAUAAUAAAAUUACUCGGAUUUA
This is a messenger RNA of Arabidopsis arenosa, 2015 nucleotides long. NCBI's taxonomy places the organism in Eukaryota, Viridiplantae, Streptophyta, Magnoliopsida, Brassicales, Brassicaceae. The record is from the annotation of a GenBank genome assembly.